CCACAACAAUUGUCAUUCGCCGGUCAACAGCCAUUGAUGACAGUCUAUCUGAUAUAAGAGCGAUUGUCGCGUUCUAACAAAAUGGGUCGUCUAUUGAGAUUUGCGUUUGUUUUGUUAAUAGCGGAGAGCACUAUGGUAAAUUUUAGGGUGCUAGCUAAUGACGUGUCUCCUGUGACGACAGCAUUUGAAACCCACAAAAUCGUAACUGAUGUAAUACAUAAGGCUCCUUCAUACUUAGUCAAGGUGAAAUACCCAAGUGGCGUUGAAGUGAAUUUAGGCAAUGAGCUCACUCCCACGCAAGUGAAGGAUGUACCAUUAGUGACGUGGGCGGCCGAUCCUGACAGCUAUUACGUGCUCGCCAUGACUGACCCAGACGCACCAUCCCGAAAGGAACCUACCUUCCGCGAAUGGCACCACUGGCUGGUUGGCAAUAUUCUCGGAAACAGCGUGACCACAGGCGAAACCCUCUCCCAGUACGUUGGCUCUGGACCUCCGAAGGGAACUGGCCUGCACCGUUACGUGUUCCUUGUUUACAAACAGCCCGGCAAACUGACUUUCGAUGAGCCUCGUCUUACAAAUAGAUCUGCCGAUAAUCGUGGAGGCUUCUCCAUCGCAAAAUUUGCGGCGAAAUAUAAUUUAAGCGAACCCCUUAUAGGGAACUUCUACCAAGCUCAAUACGAUGACUAUGUACCUAUUCUGUUCAAACAACUUAGACCUUAAUCAGUAUCCAAGCUGUACCUUGUUUGUGUAACUAUGUAUGUACAAUAGGAAAGUUUUUUUAUUUAUUUAUCCAUUUAAAUAGCAAUACAAAACUUCACAUAAUGAUAGCAGCUAAAACACCACCAAUGUUUAUACGUGUGCUAUCAUUAGUUUAAUUUAUAAGUAAAUAUUAUUAAAUUUGUUUACUUGUUA
This is a messenger RNA of Nymphalis io (European peacock), 912 nucleotides long. RefSeq names its product protein D3-like. The record is from RefSeq and is a predicted model, not a curated record. NCBI's taxonomy places the organism in Eukaryota, Metazoa, Arthropoda, Insecta, Lepidoptera, Nymphalidae. The transcript is spliced from 4 exons. Bases 82 to 720 code for a protein of 212 amino acids.